AGAGGAGUUCCUGGACCCUAUGAUAAGCAGAUACACUUCAAGAACAAAUGUCAGAUCAUCAUCGCUUUCAGCCUUGUGGUAAUCAAUGGCCGUUGUCUUCGGAGGAGAUAACGAAAUUCGCACAAACGACCUCAAGUAUCGGAUGAUACCGGCGCCGACAACGUCCUUACCGCGUGCUUUUUCACGUGGCAUUACCUCAGUCGGCGGGAUCAGUGUAACCCCGACUCAGUAGAGCGUUUCCAGUUACGUGGAAUGAGAGAAAAAUAGCCAGAGGCCAGUGUUGCUCAACCAGGGAAGAGAGCUAGUGGAUAACACUCGAAGAUGUCUCCAAGUGCGCUACGUCUGGAGCAGUCUGUCAGUAGUCUACAGCCUACUUUUGAAGGAGUUAGGUGAAUUGGAACGCUCUAAGAAUCUCCAAGGGAUUCUCGGGUCUCUGGACUGAACGGGGAGGGAGGCCGAAAUCUCGUCUGCUAGAAAAUGGACGGCACGGCGUCUGGAUCUUCCGACAAAGAGGCCCUGGUCCGAACAAUAGACGACAUGGUUCCAAGAACGCACGUGCUUCCCCUGAGGGCCAGGCUAGCCUACAGCGUCGGGCAUGUGCUCAACGACCUGUGUGCCUCCAUGUGGUUCACGUACCUGCUGGUCUACCUCACCUUUGUGCGCCAGUUCAGGAGCACCCUCGCGGGGGCCUUGCUCCUGGUGGGGCAGGUGGCGGAUGCCCUGGCCACUCCCUUCGUGGGCAUAGAGUCCGACCGGGACGACGACUUCUGGCUGUGCCGCUACGGCCGACGCAAGACCUGGCAUCUUGUUGGCACGCUGUGCGUGAUGGGCACGUUCCCGUUCCUCUUCUCCAAGCCGCUCGGAGGAGAAGGCAGCACCCAGGAGGCAGAGUUUGUGUACUUUGCGGCCCUCAUUGUCAUCUUCCAGCUGGGCUGGGCCGCCACCCAGGUCUCUCACCUCUCCCUCAUUCCGGACCUCACCCCCAUACCGCACGAGCGCGUGGAGCUCAACGCACUCAGGUACUCGUUCACGGUGGCGAGCAACAUCGUGGUGUACACGGUGACCUGGGUAGCCCUGGGCAUUUCGGGCACGGACCACGAGGCGCAGGUGGGCCCACCGGACGCCCACGUGUUCCGCAACAUCGUGCUCAUCGUGGUGGGCAUCGGGUCGCUCUUCUCGCUCGUCUUCCACGUUGUGGUGCGGGACCCCUCGAGGGGCGGCCGGCGGGAGAGCGCCUCCCGCCACCGGGACGAGUACGUCCGCUCCCUCGUGCUGGAGCGCUCGCAGCACCUGCGCUGGAGGGACUGGUUCCGGGAGCGCCGCUUCUACAUGGUCGGCCUGUUGUACAUGUCGACUCGUCUCUACGUGAACCUCAGCCAGGUCUUCAUUCCCAUGUACAUUCAAGAAACUCUCAAGCUUCAUAGGCAAAGCAUAGCCAUCAUUCCUCUAGUGAUGUAUGUGAGCGGAUUCAUUUCAUCACUUCCAGUCAAGUAUGCAACGCGAUUUAUAGGAACAAAGAAUGUUUAUCUUCUGGGCGCCGUGCUGGGCGUGGCCGGUUCCGUCUGGAUCAUGUUGGGCCAGUCCACGCCGGGCUACACCCGGUACCAGAUCUACGGCAUCGCCGUCCUGGUGGGCAUGGCGGGAACGACGGUGCUACUCGCCAGCCUUGCCAUCACCAACGAGCUCAUUGGUGGACACACGACGAGCGGUGCCUUUGUGUUUGGAGCCAUGAGCUUCCUGGACAAGAUGGCCAAUGGAAUUGUUGUCAUCACCAUUCAGGAUCUUCAUUCCUGCAGGACGUGCGAGGAGACGGAGACGAACUACUACCAGUAUGUGGUGGCACUUGCGUGCGGCGGUGCCGCCGCGUUUGGAAUUAUUCUCGCCUUGUUCCUUCUCUGGGACAAGGACGCUCCUGCGAGUCGUCUGUCCGGAAACGUGUCCACAAACUCCCUGGUGGCCGACCACAGUCAGGUGCGCUGCGUAAGUCCGGCCGAUCUGGAAGACGCCGUCGACCAGUCGCCGUCCUCCCCACUCCUGGGACCCUCUCCUGUGCUCUAGUUCUGUUUCCGAGCCUUGGGCGAGAGCCAUUGCAUGACCAAUCGCGAUGAGUUGGGUUGCCCAUCGUGCCACCCACGUGCCGAUCUAUUCUGCCAACCCCGUGACCAUGUCAAUGUCACUGCAAUGCCUGGGUCAACAUGUGAGAGUUUUGGUAGAUUGUUCUUGGAGGGUACGGUUGUCCGAAUGAUCUACAAAAACUCCUUAUUACUGCGCUGCCGCUUAUGUGGUACUAGCGUUUGCAAUGACGCCAAAAAGAUUGCAUUGCGUCGCAGAGUGCGUCUACCUUCGGCAAUACGGCUCGAUUGUCGGAAUGUUUCCUGGCAUCGGUAGGGUGGGGCACAUGGCUCGCAGAAACUUGGCUGCUGCCUUGUAUGUAAUAUAUUGUAUUAUUAUAAUAUUCUGAUUUACAAACUAUUGGGAACAUUCUCAGCACCGGUUGUUGUUGAUAACAUGAAUCGUUCGAGGUGCCUUGAGGAGCCUUUAAUGCCGUUGCAACCUAGUGACUGUGUUGGUGUGGUCCAGUGUACCUCUGCAGACAGUAAGAGAGGGAUGACUGAUGUCUCAAUGACAGAGCCGAUCAACAGCACUCUUGUACAAUCUCGUUUACUAAGUGUGUCGACAUACUAUUGGUACUUUGUAUUUUUAUGGUGCUUAUACGUUGUUUAGUACAAUAUGCUGGUAAUACCGAAUCACCAUUGACACGAUAGUACUUCGAACCCAUUUAUACAUCAAUUAUUUUUGCAUGUUUCUACAUUCCACCGGUGCCAUGUGCACCAUGUUAUGACAUUGAGUCAUGCCUUGGGCUUCCAUGGAACACGGCUCUAAUACGGUCAAGCCGACUUCUGGUACCAAGAACCUCAGUAUCGCAAACGUUGUUCUGCCGUGUCAGUUGUAUUUCGUAAAUGGAUCGGCAGCCGUGUCGAGAAUGUCUUUACGAACUUGGGAUUAUGGGAAGGUUGCUUGUAACAUGUAAUGGGGUUCUACUGUAGUGUUUUUUUGUUUUUUUCAUUCAUCAGAUUGUGUUUCUUUAAACAGGAGCGCAAUCUCCCGCUUUCAUUAGGAGAAUGUUCUGGAACAUCGAACAUUGCAGCUAUAUAUAUGUAUAAUUGUCACUCUGAUGACUAGAGUUCAAAGCAAGAGAGUUUCAUAUUGUCAAAGGAUUGUUUUCUUGCCACUACGGCCACUGACAGGACGAGGGUGGCGGGGAGGUCUUUCAGUUUUCCCCGCCCCCCUUUUCGUUGAGAGAAUUUUCCGGAGCAUCGAACACGGCAAACUAAUCAUAGACGCUUUGCACGCGCGCCAGAUUACAGCCGCCAUUGCUGACCUUCUCUCGUCUCAUCGAGAUGCCGAGCCAAUGGAGCGGGCGUUGACGAGCCUCCACAAAGGUCUAUGCUGGAAAGAACGACACGGUAGAAUCUGAAAUGGCAAUGACGUGUCCUGCUGUGGUAAUAAUGGAAGUAAAGCGAACGGAGUAAGAGGAAACGGGAACUGAAGGUCGGUUAUGGCUGCGCCCAUGCGCCUCUGCUACAAAGCGUCUAUGUCGGGUGUUCCAAGCAGACCUUCCGCCCUAAAACGAGCCGGAGAAAUGGGUGCCUGCACGCUGGGAGCUCGAACCUUCGGCAUAUGUUCACGGAGCAGGUCAGUUUUACCGUGUGAAACUUCAAGCUGCAGUUCUCGUUGUGUAAGAAAGGAGAGCAACAAGCUUGCCAAAAGUCAAGGUUGGGCGCAUUCGCAGACGACCGAGCUAGCGACACUUUUUGCUUGUGGCACCAUCUCCUGAUAGGCGCAGCAAGCAGACAACAGAGUGAGUCGUCUGCUCGCUGCGACCAUCGAGAGUUGGGGCGCCACGAGUAAAGGGCGUUGCCAAAUCGCUCGUCUGCAAACGUGCCCAACCUUAGCUUUUGGCAGGUUUUUCACUCAAAUUUUUUACGGGAAGGUAACGGCGCCUUGAAAUUUCACGCAGUGAAACUGAUCUGCUCAGUGCUCAUUCGGCGAAAGUUUGAGCUUUCUAUGCGCAGGCGCCGAUUUUUUCGGCUUGUUUUGCAGCAGAAAGUCUGCUUGGGACGCCCUAAUGUAUAGACCAUUUUCACAAGGGCGCCGUCAUUUUGAAUUGUCGUCACUUCCAGUGUGGGCGAAAACAUUGUUUUGCCGUUGCCACACCAAUAGAAGACGUUUAGAAUGUAAGUGUAAUUGUCGCACAUUCUCGUUUUGCCUCCCCUCUAUUUGUUUACUAUUUACAGGUAGAAACAUUUUAUCGUUUUUUCGUCGUUCAUAUCGGAUAGACCUAUUAGGUGACUGGGGACGAGAGUGCACAAAAUAGGUCUAUAUGCAUCUUUUGAAGCUCUGGAAAGCAGACAACCUAUGGAAAGCUAAUGGUUUGUUGUUUUCAGGCUGCACCCUUGUUUCGUGCUUAUCAGUUUUUUUUUUUUUUUUUCAUUCCCAGGGAGACAAAUGUUCCGUAAGCAUUUUAGCAUACACGGGAUGUUUCUAAUUCUAACUCGUACAAAGACUUGUAAGGAUCAAUGUUGCUUGUUUAAAAGAUUUUUCCAGGUGUAGAUUAGUGAACAUUCAAAAUCGUAAUCUCAUUACUGAAGUUGCAGUGUUGAUUACUGUUCAUAUUGGAUCUUUUUUAUUUUUUUCAUCUCCUCACAAGCACUUUAUGUGACUGCCUGUUCCUGUUAAAGGCUUGGAUAUCUUUUUUUUUCCUCACACACCGCGUAUAGGGUUUGAACAGGUCCAAGACUUGUUUUGAACGAGCCCGAACUGUCCUUUCCAUUGACCUUCAUUGCGAGGCAACGCACUAACUCUGUUCUUGAAACCAUCUUUUUAGCGUAUUUAGUACAAACCUUUGUUGCUAGCAUUCCACGGUACCUUCGCACCAAUCACCAGAAAACAACAUUGAUCGAAACACUGAAAUCGCCUUGCUUCGCGAAUGCCUUUUAAUUUUUGUGCCUGCGCCAUGUUGUCAGGGCACCUUCUAUGCACCGUUCACCCGUAAGCCGUUGGCUUGGGGGUUAACGUAGCAUAUUUUUGGAGCAUUACCAUGUCUGUGUUUGCAUUCUAGUCUUGUCCGUGUAGAGUUGUCUACGACGCAUUCUACAUUUUGGUGCUCGUCCUAUCGCUACUCAAGUGUCUGACAUUGUUUGAGUUGAGGGUGUGCGCACCACUUACGACACUUCUUGCCUCUUGGCAGAUCCUUAAAAGUGACAUUGUUUACGUGAAAACAUACAUUUCUGGUGCUGCCUUUGCCGGCGGAUUUAGUGCAUCUUUUUUGCCUGAUCCGAGAUUAUUUUCGCUCCGAUAUUUGGUCGAGAUGUACCACCAACUUGACGCUGCCAAUUCGUGGAAUCCGUGACGUAUCUGCCAAAUUGCUGUCUAAACCUUCGGGGCUCAUUUCCAUCUAAAAGUUUUGGCCUACCUUUUAACAGCAUUAGUUUCUUUGGGAAAAAGUCAGUCCCAGAUACUGGUGGCGAGACUUGUGAGCGUGCGAGUUGUGGUUCAACGACCGAUACCGACUCAACACCUCCUGCCGAAAUGCAUCGUGCGUUAUGAAUGCAAGCGAGGUUGUGGUGGGUAGUAUUCAAUUGGCAAAUCGUCUAGUUGUGAUUUGUGACAGGUAGGAAUGGAUAAAAGAAAAUAUUUGUGGUAUUGAAUUGCAUAUGGCUUGUUUGGUCCCCUAAGGGCUCUUCUGGGGCUAAUUUGCUCGCACAAAAAUAUUUGAGGUUGCCACAGUACAGAAGUUGAAUGCUCAGAAUUGUACAACAUAGGGUCACUCAUCACUGAUUACAAUACGUGAAGGUUUUUUGUUUUGCUUAUGCUCGAGCACAAAAUGAGGGACUUGCAAUUUUUGCUUUUUUGUUUCAGAAUAUUUUUGCUUUUUCGAUCUGUAGUUCUGUGACUGGAUAAUUAUCGAAGAACGAAAUUGUGAGAUUGGUCUUGCACAGAGGUGUCGGCACCCAAUAUGACGGACCAAUAUACUAUUCAAAUGUGGGAAAAUAUAUUGCUGACUUGAGUUUGAUGCCGGCUUCAGUUCAUUAAUGCAGUCAUGUCUCGUUGAUAUGGACCCCCAAUAAUACGGAUAUCCCAUCGCAUAGACAACACUUUCAAGAACAAACUGGGUAAAUAUGUGUCCUUUUCUAGUUAUUAUGGACAGCUCAAAUCAUGAACGAAUUUUGGGGAGGGAACGGAGGUGUCCAUAUUAACGCGACACGGCUGUCGAAUGUCACAUCUGCACAUUAAAAAAAUUAUUUGGGAGUGGUAGGGCCGAGGCAAAAAAUAUGCAUGUCAGGCAAUGGGGUUUGCAUACAUCUUUGCAAACUCGCGUGUUCGACGUCACUUCACGGCGGUGACGCCCUUCCGGAGUUUCACGUGCAAGUUGCUGGCAUUUGGCACGCACCAGUGGUUUGAGUUUGUUUGUUUUGAGUGCGGCGGAAGUUUUGAGCACGGCGGAAGCUAAGAGAGCGGGCUUUUCGCUUUGACCGGGUAUGCUGAGCAUGCUCCCUCGUGCGGUGCAUGAGUGUAGUUCAGGGCACCGUCAUCGCGCUUAUAUAGGGGCUUUUACUAAUUUUUUUUCCAAGUUCUGAUGAAUUGGGUAAAAAAAAAAACAAAAAAAACAACAAUAGUGCCAAUUUUUUUUUUUAUUUAUAAAAAGAGUAGAGCUAAAUUAUUGUCAAUGUUCUGUGCAUAAUAAAAAAGAAAUUAAUAUGUUUUUUAAUUCGGAUUAUUAAAUUGUGACAGAAAACAAAAACAAAAGAAGACAGCCCUUGUAGAUUUGGCUUUGUUUGGACUUACAGUGAAAUACUGCCCGGAGUUUUGACUCGACUGCACACUUGCUUGUCGACAUUUAGUUAAUGUAUAGCCUGUCUCUUCUAUGAUAGUUCUUUUUUUUUUUUGUGUGCUUGACAAGGGUUUGUUUAGAAGAAAGUUCUUUUUCUAAAAACGAGAAUAACAGCAGCAUUCUGUUGACAUAUAAGAAUGGUCCUUUCGAUCAGUAACCAUUCAACAGCAUGUCACGUUUAUAAAUUUUGUUUUUAGAUUAAUCUGGAUAGUCAAACCUCACCAAGGUUUGAACAGAUAGGAUCAAUAUUUCGUUUUUAGGCAGUAUGCUUUGAAAGUUUAGGGCAGUACUUGUUGCCAAAAGUUCGUGCCACCAUCUAUGCAUCAAGAUGACACUCAAAUUGGUGUUGCUUAAUUGAGUGAAUUUUAUAUUGGUCACAUUACAUUUUUUAGCUUCUAAUGUAUAUUUAUAUUUGGGCAUGUUACAUGCUACAAACAUAAAUUGUACCCCGUUCUAUGACCAGCCUUCGUGAGUUAUAACUUGUAAAGAAAAACGAAACUAAGGAGUGUUUAGAAACAUGACAAUCUGUAUGGAGAGUGCCUACUGCAUUCGAAAGAUGUAUGUUCCACUAUAAGAGCCAUUUUAAGUGAGGGUACAUAAUGUACAAAAAGAAACUGGGAACACGGACUGUGAUUUCUUCCUUUUUAUUGUAUUAUAAGCGUGUUUUUCCCAUCGUUUUCGACUUCUUCCAGAAGGAAGCGACUAUUUAUACAAUAAAUUUUAUCCAAUCUU
This is a messenger RNA of Ixodes scapularis (black-legged tick), 7627 nucleotides long. Its product is annotated as major facilitator superfamily domain-containing protein 12. Bases 478 to 2058 code for a protein of 526 amino acids. Gene Ontology annotation, biological process: carbohydrate transport. NCBI's taxonomy places the organism in Eukaryota, Metazoa, Arthropoda, Arachnida, Ixodida, Ixodidae. Gene Ontology annotation, cellular component: membrane. Gene Ontology annotation, molecular function: symporter activity. The record is from RefSeq and is a predicted model, not a curated record. The transcript is spliced from 12 exons.